AUGUCUUCCACCAUUCUUCUCAAAGGUGGCACCAUCUUGACGCACAAUGAGGAUGGGAAAGUCGUUUCCAAGGUGGCAGAUCUUUUGAUUCAAGACUCCAUCAUCCAAGACAUAGCAGAGGGGCUUUCCAUCACCGGCGGCACCACAAUCGACUGUGCGGGAAAGAUUGUGUCACCAGGAUUCAUCGACACCCAUCAUCAUACAUGGCAGACCCAGUUACGUGGGGUCCACGCCAACGAUACUCUUUUGGACUACUUCCAUGCGGGAAAUUUCAUGAGCACUUUUUAUACUUCUGAUGACGCUUUCUGGGCCGAUGAAGCCAUCAAAGCAACCAUUGCUUCCGGCAUCCGAUCCAUUUUUGCUUAUACGCCAACCACGCGAGUUGCAACAUGGAAACCGGAGUUCCAACUCGACCAUAACUCUCUAGCUCCUUGGGUCAUGGAAACGUGGGACCGCUUGGCCGCGUCGAACCCCUUCGGUCCCAAUGGACGAGUGCAACUGGGCUUCGCCUUUGACGGCAUGUAUCUUCCAGACAAGCUUCUGCAAGAUCUCUUUGGCAAGGUGCGGGCUCAAGGAUCACACUUGAUCACCACCCACGCGGUGAACUGCUCCAUGUUCAACACUCAUACCAUCGCAAAAUUAUCGAGCUGUGACCUUUUGGGGCCUGACAUUCUUCUUUCGCAUGCCAACAAUAUGAGCUCUGAGGAGUUGAACUUACUGAGGAAGGUAGGCGCGCACAUCUCGGCCACUCCAUCCACCGAGCUUCAGAUGGGACAUGGAGACCCUGUCUGCAUGGAUGCACUGGACUGCUCGUCGCUUGGGGUCGAUUGUCAUUCGGCAUGUUCAUCCUUCAUGCCCACUCAGAUGAUGCUUGCAUUGCAGACAGGACGGGCUGAGAGACAUCGCAAAUUCCAUGGCGCAGGCAAGUGGCCCAACAGUAUCGGCCACAAAGUCGAGGACGCCUUCAACCUGGGGACGAUCCUCGGAGCUAAAGCGAUAGGCUUGGACAAACAAAUUGGUAGUCUCCAAAAGGGUAAAAAGGCCGACAUUGUUAUCUUCGAAGGCACCACCUCUAACAUGGUGGCGGUCAGCGAACGUGAUCCUGUCGCCGCGAUCGUCUUGCACAGUUCGGUGAGAGACGUCAGUACUGUGAUUGUGGACGGCGUCGUCCGCAAACGGGAUGGUCAACUGCUGAAAGUAAAUGUCCCUCAAAACAUUGGUCCAGACGCGGAAGCUGGGCCAAGUUACUCAUGGAGUGACAUAGCUAGAGAGAUCACGAAGGGUAUGCGUGUUUUGGAAGACUCGAAAUCACACUCUUACGAUCCAGAAGUUGCGAGAGAAGGUAUCAUUGCGGCUUUUCACAUGGAUCGAAGCUCAGCUGCAGAUCACGUAUAA
Exophiala bonariae is the source of this 1395-nucleotide messenger RNA. RefSeq lists its product as uncharacterized. Lineage: Eukaryota; Fungi; Ascomycota; Eurotiomycetes; Chaetothyriales; Herpotrichiellaceae. The record is from RefSeq and is a predicted model, not a curated record. The coding region runs from base 1 to 1395 and encodes 464 amino acids. Gene Ontology annotation, molecular function: deaminase activity. The transcript has 4 exons. Gene Ontology annotation, cellular component: cytosol.